Molecule: messenger RNA, 555 nt
Organism: Trichobilharzia regenti
Lineage: Eukaryota; Metazoa; Platyhelminthes; Trematoda; Strigeidida; Schistosomatidae
Source: the annotation of a GenBank genome assembly
AUGAAACAGAAGCAGUCUGAAUAUUCUAUAGAAUUGCUGAAAGCAAUUUAUGGACUUUUAUGGCAGUUAAAAGAAGAUGACAGUUCUGUAAAAUCUAUGCCCAAAGUAAAUUCCCUUGCUUCACCUGAUGAACAUAUUAUGGUUAGCUAUAGUCAUAAGGAGAAGGAUAUGGCCGUAGAAUUGAUCAAGCAUUUGAAAGAAAAAGGUUACAAGGUGUGGAUUGAUGCAGAUGAUAUGAAAAAUACUGAUAAUAUACUGGAUGGUAUGGCUGAAGCAGUGGAAAAAGCCUAUGUUAAGUCCUAUACAAAACGUGAAAUAGAAUAUGCAUUUAAACUGGGCAAACCGUUAAUUUUUCUACGCGCUCAGCCAGAUUACAAACCUGAUAGUUGGUUAGGCCUUAUGUUAGGCACACAAGUAUAUAUCGAUAUCUCGGGAAAGUAUCCCUUUGAAAAGUAUUUUAGCGAUUUGUGCAGAAGACUUGACAAAUAUCUUCCAAAAACAGGAACAGAUUGCAUUCCAACACAAUCCUCUUCUGCGAGUGAAAGCAAAGAGUGA